Messenger RNA from Seminavis robusta, 3463 nucleotides. Lineage: Eukaryota; Bacillariophyta; Bacillariophyceae; Naviculales; Naviculaceae. The record is from the annotation of a GenBank genome assembly.
UUACCUCAACUACUGGUCAAAAGAUUCUGCGUUGUCGCAUCCAUUCAUUUGUUGCUUUCAACCAUCUAAUAAGUUGCGGCAGCGGAUGACAAUGAUCCAUCCUUAUUAGAGCACCACACAUCCAAGACAAUGUUUCGUUUGAUGCGACCGCUGCCGCUACCUCGAAAAGAGCGUCUUAAUGGCCUCAUCAGUGAAUACCGUAGGCGUCAAAGGUACCCUCCUCCCUCUGUUGUCUCAAGAAAUGCAUCAAUUUUCGUCGGACGUGACCAUGAUGGCGUAGUAGCUCCACAACAAUGGAGUUCUACUGCUCUAGGUAGAUGGAAUAACACAGCUAAGGGGUCGUUAGGAUGGAGAAGCACUGCUGAAUUUUCCACACAAUUGGGAAAGCAAGAUACAUUGGAGUCAGAAAAAUCAGAUGCAUCCAAGUCAACGAACAACGACAAAUUCACAAAGCUAAUAGAGAGACUCAAGUCUGACGACCCACAAGCACUCGAGGAUGCACAUCAACUCUGGACAGAAAUAAGCAUAAACUAUCAGGAGCAAGAAGGUGUUCUGCUAGAUUUGGCCGAGGCAAUACUGGAUCGAUUACAAAAAGUGGGUAUGGGGGAGCGUACCCAAAUUAUGGCAGAAACCAUUGUCAAUGACCUGGAACGUCUCAGCCAAGAGGAUCCGAGCAUCCAACCACCUUCCGUGGCUUGCUAUCAAACUUUAGUUUCUCUUUGGUCCCAAGAGCCACCAGCUGGAAAUCCAGAACAAGCCGAACGUUCGUUUUGGAAACUCAUUAGUGGUUGGAAGAUUCAGGAGCCAACAACCAAAGAAGCCAAAUCCCAACAAACUACAUUGACCAACAGUUUGAAUACCGUCCUUCGCUGCUGGGCAAUUUCGGGUAAACCCGAUUCGGGCAUGCAAGUGAAUAGAAUUCUCGCCAAGGUGACUCAAGCACCAAAGAAAGCGGCCAAUCCCGUGACAAUUAUUCAACCCAACCCGGAGACUUGCCAUCUGGUCAAUUUGGCGUGGCAAACUGCCGUCGUAUCGGCAAACAGCGACAAUACACUGCAAAGCAAAGACUACUUGUAUGCCGCCAAACGAGUACACGGCAACGUCGAUUUCAUGUGGCGGCGAGCACAACGCCACAAUCAUGAUCCAGCAAGAACCAGCAUAAACGAAGAAUGGCUGCCGCAACCCAGCGUAUAUUCUUGGCUCAUUGAAAUGUACGCACAAGCAGGUGCAUAUGACAAGGCCAAGGCACUGUUGGAUCGUCUCAUUGCGCCACACAGAAGCAGCAAUGAGGCCACAACAAUCUACCGUCAACAUUUGCCGCUUCCCACUACCAGCAUGUACAAUCAUGUCCUCGCGGCAAUGUCACAUCAAGGCAAGGGAUUUGAAGCGGGUCUGGUGCUCUCCAAAUGGGUCAGCCAAUGUCAACAAAAAACUCUCAACUUGGAAGAACCUGAGACAACAUCAUCCUCUGUGGAAACUUCUUUACCGAGUGACACGGCUGCAUGGUGCCAACCGGAUGAAACCAGUUGUCUCUUGGUGAUUCACGCCUGGGGAUGCGUUCCUGAAUACCGUCGAGCCAAGAGUGCCGAAAACAUUCUGCAACGAAUGCUCGAACUGGAACGACAAGACAACCCACGUCUCAAGGUAUUGCCGUCUCCGACUGUGGAAACGUACAAUGCCGUCUUGCAGGCCUGGUCGAUUAGUCGACAUUACAAACUAUCAACGCCCAUUACGCAAGUCGAACGAUUGUUAGUGGAUAUGAACAAGUACCGUCGAUAUAUCAAGGAAAACCCCUGUGCUCCCAACAUGCGUUCGUACGAACUGCUGCUCGAAACCUAUGCCAGAUUUGGAUACAAGCUGGGGGAUCGAAAACGACGCAUGGACAAGGUGAUUCGAGAGAUCAAGGGUCAUCGGAAACUGAUACCCAGUGAACGAUGUUUGGAGUUGGUGGAACUCUGUCAAGAUGACACAUGGAAGCUGGAGGGGUAGCUAAAUUAGUUAACCAUGUCAGACAAUCUGCUUUAGUCGCCAAAGGAUGACGAGGGUAACAUUUCCAUUUGGAAGUGUCUUUUGUGGCACCAAAGUAGCACACAUGAAUCACGUAGCCCCUAAACUCUACUGUGGUUGUUCACUUGCCCCAACGCCUAGUUUCUCGGGAGAAGGAGUGACGGCUGGGAUGCCAUUCGAGUGGCCCUGUGACAAUGGAUAGGUUGGUAUCCCUGUAGUCUCCUGCAUUCGAACUGGGGUUAACACCACGAUGUGUUCUCCAUCCCCGGGUAGUUCCAACCGUUCCGACUCCUCGUUAGGUAGACUCUUGUUUGCGAGGUCAAUCAUCAUUCCGUUCAUGCUCAACUUUUGGAUUUCUUUCUUGUCGAGUUCCAGAGUGGCUCCAAAGUCUUUUACGAAUGUUCGAUGGUUGUCGUUCAAUAUAUCACUACUGUCGAGCGAUUCGGCCAUCAAGCCAUCAGAGAAUUCUUCGGGCAAUGCCUCUGCCUUUUCAAGUGCCACGCACCAACGUUGACCGACUUUUAGCAGCGUGUGCUUGACUUUCAAGGGAUAGUCGCAGUACAAGAAGGAAGAAGGUUGACCGCCACUGUCCGUUGCAUUACGCAGAGUGCUGGCACGAUGCUUGGUGGAACCAUGGACCACCCCAAAGACAGCGCCAGUCGAAUCAAACAGGGGACAACCACUCAUGCCAGGUCUGGAGGGUGAGUUGACCAUUCUUCGCUCGUUUUCUGAGAAAAUAUGAUCUCCCCUGAUAUGGAAUGCGGUUGAACCGACACCCACAACCGUUUGUCCAACCUGGUGAUGGUCGGACACGAGAAUGGGAUGUGAUUCCAUGCUUUCUUCCACGUUGACGCCAAGGAACUCGAUUUGGAUAAGGCCUACAUCAGCUUGACCCGUCUCAACACAUGAUCGUGGAAUGAACACAUCCUUCACGUCUAACCCUGCCACAUGUGCAUUGUCUUUCCAAGGAAACCACUCGACCGAGACGUCUUCCUUGGCCAUCAACCUACACGCAACGUGUGCCGCGGUGAGGAUGAAGAGCUCGGAUCCUUCAAGUUUCACAUGGAGGCCAUGGCCAAUUCGGUUCGUUCCUACAAGUAUCGAUACAGUGAAGGCCUUUUGCCAUCAUCGUCGCAGUUGGACAGAGCGUGCUUUCGCAAAGCAAUCUCACGUUCGAAUCGAUUUUGUACAAUGACUGUCUCAUCUCUCGUCGGAACUCCAUCUCUCGUCGGAAGUCUUUCAUUGACUCAUCGAGGGCAAGCUCUUGCGACUUGCUUGAGCAUGCACCCAUGGCGAGGGUUUACUUUACUGCGGCAGGUGGAAGUACUCUACUCUGCUCGUUUCUGGGGUCGAUCAUCAAAAGUCCUUUGUGAGCGUGUAAGGACGGGCGCGCUGAGCUCUGGGCUGUCACGAUUUGACAGUUUCACGGGUGUGAAACUUGAGUUUGUUGGGUGGU